AUGGGGAAGUUUUUAGAAUUCUUCAGUAACCCAGGUCAAAGACCUGCCAUCUUCCAUAGAGCACCUUUGAUUGCAUACGAAGGACAUGAUAUUAAUCCUAAUCUGACUUCCAGUGACAGUAAUGUCGAAGAUAAUACCGUAGCAUUUGUAGAAAGUGAUGAUAAUAAGGAACAAAUCCAAUAUACAGUUCAUGAAAAAGAAGAGCAUUCUGAAAGAGUUAUUUGUCACAGUGAAGAUGAAUUUGAUGACAAGAAGAGUAAUAUCAAUGUGGAUGAAACUAUGUCAGUUUCAUCGGAUUCCGAUAACACUACCAAGAAUUUCCAAAUAGCUGAAGUUAUGGUUCACAAGAAAGGUGACAUUACAAGUUCUAUUGGGUUCACUGGUUUGGAAAAGGGGUUGACUGAUAAGACUUUGGACAAGUUGGUUUAUUUUGCCGGUUCUCAAGCCAUGUUUAUUCUAAUGUGGACUAUUUUAAUUAUUUGGAUUGUCUUGGGUGGUGUCUAUAGAGCUCCUGACGUUUGGCAAGUUGUUAUGCAAGAUGGUCAAUCCAUUCAAUGUUACAUUUGGGAUACUUUAUUGAUGCGUCAACAAUUGAUGAGUACUCAUGAACAAGUUCUUGUCUGUGCAAGUUUAAGAUCUCGUUUAUUGGCUUUCAAAGAAUUUAUUCUAAGAAGGAAAAAUUCUGAAGAACAAGACGAUGAAACUGUCAAUGAAGAAGAUAUGUUGAACUUGGAAUUAAAUGAAUCUGAUAUGGCUGGUGAUAUCCCCAUGGAAACUUGGUAUGAUAAAUUGGCUACUCUUUCUAGUGAAUGGCAGGGUUCUUUGUAUUUCAUCAUCAUUUAUUGGCUAGGUGUUAUCGUUUGGAUUGCAUGUGGUGUUAUCCCAUCAAAUGCUGGUAAUAACCCUCCAUACACUGGUGAAACGACGGGUAAAAAUCCACGUCUACAAAAAUUCAGCAACACUUGGCAAAUGUAUAUCAAUACUGCUACUGCAGUGGCAUUAUUGAUUUCCUCGACUUUCUUACAAAACAUUAGAGCAAGACAUGAUAUUUUCAUCGGUAGAUAUUUGUCGUCGGUUUAUGAUGUCGAUAGAAUGAUUGAUUUGAAAUUAAGAAAUUACUUCAAUGAUUUCCAUACACCUAACCCAGUGAUUGAAGUUCCUGAACAAAAGAGAAGUUGGUCUGAAAAACAUAUUGAUACUUACGCCGAUGUCAUCGGUACUGGGUUUGGUAUUAUCAUUACCAUAGUAGCUUUUGCUGUUUGGGUUGGUAUUGGUAAUACCUUACAUUGGGACGAUGAUUGGUGGUUAAUUAUUGGUACUUACACUGGUUUGAUGGGUUUCCUGGAUGGGUUUGUCAUUAGAAACGUCUAUUUCAGAAUAAUGAGAACUGAAGAAGAACAAUUUGAGUUGGUAGCUAAUGCAGAUGUCGAAUUGAUGGAAUUAGUUGGAAUCACAUGUCCCGAGGAAUACCGUUACCAAGAAUUCGACAGAAACAUGAAAUCUAUCGGGUAUAGAAUCUCCAAAACCAUGAACUAUUUCUGUUCUACUACUUUCAGUGUCUAUGUGUCCAUUGCCGUUAUUGUCGGUUUAAUUUGUGCCGCUUCCGGUAUGAGAUGGAGUACCAUGGGUCAAUUGAUUUGUAACACCCCUACCAUGAUCAUUGAAGAAUUCUUCUUAUUGGUCCUAUUACAGGCACACAAUUGGGCUGAUAAACAACGUAGAAUGGAAGUGUCUGCCCUAUUGGCACGUAGAAAAAUCAUUUUGAAUUAUGUGGAAAGAUAUUUCUAA
Henningerozyma blattae CBS 6284 is the source of this 1788-nucleotide messenger RNA. RefSeq names its product Fet4p (gene FET4). The record is from RefSeq and is a predicted model, not a curated record. Gene Ontology annotation, biological process: transmembrane transport. NCBI's taxonomy places the organism in Eukaryota, Fungi, Ascomycota, Saccharomycetes, Saccharomycetales, Saccharomycetaceae. The transcript has a single exon. Bases 1 to 1788 code for a protein of 595 amino acids.